GUGUGUUUCAUUCUGAGGCGCUUGCUCCGAACGAUAAUCUCGCCGUGAGAGACGCGUCUUUCCGUCCGCUAUCAAAUUCAAAUAUUUAUAAUCGAAUAUUUUUAUUAAAAUAUAAACGCCCGCUUGUUUAUGCGUUUUAUGUGUUCUGUUCGCUGACAGUUUCUAAUAGGGCGUGAAGAUAAAAUAAAUUUUGUGAUCAUCAAUUUAAAUAUAAAAUUAGGCCGCAAAAUGAGCCCGAAUUCGAAAAUGAUCGUUGGUGCUCUCCUGCUCCUGGGCACCCUGACGCAUGUCCUGUCGGCUGCGACCACAGUACGACCUUACAAGUUCGGCUUCACCAUUGACGAGCAGCAACAUCGGGCCGAGAAGAGAGAUGAACGCGGCAUUAUCAUGGGCGAGUUUGGGUUCAUCACCGCCGAUGGUAUUUACCAUGUGACGGUCUAUGCCACCGAUGAGGACGGCAAGUUCCGCAUAAUCUCCAUGAAGAGCUAUCCCUAUGCAGGUCCAAUUGGUCCAAAAACCCUGCCUGUGACCACGACACCGAAGGCCCUGCCCCUUCCGGCUGCUCUGCCCAAGUACAACUUCAACACAGAGGCCUGUUCUGGAUGUUUCCUGAAGAAGUCCCCACCCAAGACAGAGAUUCGCACACUUUCCCAGCCAUUGGCACCAUCUCAACCAGGUAAGCCCGAGGGCUCAACGGAUUAUGGCCUCAAUGUGCAGUUGCCGUUCCAGGACUCCAUUGCCGAGACAGUGGCAAGGCGUCUUGGUCUGGUCCAUGAUACACAAGAAAGCACCAACACUUACACAAAUGCACCAAACACUAAACACAUCGAACUUGGUCUCAACUUAGCCAUGAACACUUACUACACAUCCAAGGCAGCUGUCACCGGACAUGUGAGCAGUCACCAAUCGAAUUCCCUAGCAUCGAGUGGCCAGACAAAGAUCGACUUCAAUGUGGGCGUGGUUGAGAAGACUGCCCCCGUUUAUCCCCCAUUGAACAUCAGGUUGGACGAGGAUGCCAUAAGGGAAGCCAUUACCUAUGCCGACCGGAUAAAAGGACCUCUGGCCUUGGCCAAUCAGCCACUUGUUGUCCCCGCCUCGGUGCCCGCCAGUCAAGUGAAAAUCUUUGCUGUUGAUGGUCAUGGCAGUGUUCCCCUUGCCAGUAAUAUACAAUCCGUAGCCCACAACCCAAGUGCUGGCAUUAGAAACACCCUUCGAUCGGGAGUUGCCUCUGCAAAAACAGUGGCGAAUUCGAAGGCACGACCUACACUUACACAGAACCCACACCAAACACUUCCUUUGAAUUCAGCUACCACUUCUGGAAUUUCUGGAGUUGCAGCUAAUUCGCCAACCGGAAGUGCACCCUCAAACAGUGGAAGAGCACCUGGUGGAAGCUUCUCUGGUGUACCACAAGCUGGAGGACCUGGAGGUUCUUUGGGAGGAGUAGGAGGCUCUGCAGGAAACAAGGCAUUCGGCGGCUCGGCUGGAGGAAGCUUAGCUGGAGGAAACUCAGCUGGAGGAAGCUCGGCUGGAGGAAGCUUGGCUGGAGGAAGCUCGGCUGGAGGAAGUUCGGCUGGUGGAAGCUCUCUCGGAUCUGGACUUAGAGGAGCCGCUGCUGGUGUAAGCAAAGCUUCAGGAUUUGGUGGUGGAGCUGUAGGCUCUGGAAGCGGAAGUGCUGCUGGCGCCUCUGGAGAUCUGUACAAAUUCAAGUACAUUUUGGACUACAAUGGACACGAGGAGACCGGCGGACGUAAUGGUGACAAAAAGGGCAGCUACUUCGCCAUCGGCGAAGAUGCAGUGCAGCGAACUAUCGAGUACAUUGCGAACGAGUUUGGAUUCCAACCGCACAUCAGCUGGCGGAAAUUGGACGCCAAGGAGGCGCUGCCCGAGGAGAAUUCGCUGAAGCACUACGAGUUCAAGUGGUUCAAUCAGGAGCAAUGAUCGGAGUUUCUUCAGCGGAUUAGUCCAAGUCUAGGGUAGUUAACUUUUUCCUUCCCUCCCCCAAUGCUGUACAUAACAAAAAUUGUUAAUUUUCGAGUAAAUACAACGUUUAACAAA
Molecule: messenger RNA, 2055 nt
Organism: Drosophila eugracilis
Lineage: Eukaryota; Metazoa; Arthropoda; Insecta; Diptera; Drosophilidae
Gene: l(3)mbn
Product: protein lethal(3)malignant blood neoplasm 1
Exons: 6
Coding region: 229-1938 (569 amino acids)
Cellular component (GO): chitin-based extracellular matrix
Molecular function (GO): structural constituent of chitin-based larval cuticle
Source: RefSeq, a predicted model, not a curated record